UACAUACGCCGCCAGUGCCAUGUGUAGCUGUACCUGUCUAGUCUUGUCAUGCUCUUGGAGAAUUCUUCCUAGUCCAUCAGUUCGGGGAAGCUAGAGCCCUUGCCUCCUGCUCGCCUCCCCCAUCCUGACUCCCUUUGACCAACAACACUAUACAGAGCGGGGUUACUCAAGGACUCUCUCCUCGAUCGACGAAUCGUGUCGUCGGGACUUAUCCCCUAUGAACGGGAUGGACGGGACUAGAGAUGGCCCGUUCGCUCUUCGUUUGACCCAGACGAGGGAAAACUUCCUCGAGAUGGGAGACGGAAAAAGUAUAAAAGGGGGUGCUGUUGACGGGUUGAGCUCGUCUUCUUCUUCUUCCUCUUUUCUUUCUUUCAAACAACUCUCAACUCCUCAAGUCUUCUCGAUCGUGAUCUACCCAGAGAUUAUCUUCCUCCCAGUGACUUACUUCGUCAAGACAUCUUUGCUCUUGACUCACCUACAACACAUACUCCCACCUGCCUUCACACAGACAAAGGACUUAGAAGUCUUGCAUACCUAUCACACGAACAUCUUGUCUAGCAAGUUUCGUUGCAAACACUUUAUUGUCGUUUCACUCUAGAGUUCUUACUCUACUAUUAUUAUCCCAGCCACUUAACGGUUCAACCACAAUGGCCUCCUACAACACUCAAUACUACGACACCGCGGCGAUGCCCAUCCCGUCCAAGGCUGAGCAAUACCAGCAGUACUACCAAAGCAGCGGUAGCAACUACUCCGUCUCUCCCACAGAAGACGACCAGCGAGAGCGCGACGCCUCCGUAACAUCCGGUGUUCCCUCCUACGGCAGCAGCACUAGCAAUGCCGCCAGCUACGCCACCAGCUAUGCUAGCGGCGACUACUGCGACGGCAGCCAAAGCGGCGCCUCCGCCAGCGGCGUUGACUUCAACGACUACAUGCAAAACCGAUUUGACGAGUCUUUCGACCCCAUCCCGUUGGACCGGAGCUUGGCUCGUCAAGCACAGACUUCUGGCAAGCUAAACAACAAGCACCGCGAGCUCCUAGAAAUGCAAGCGGCAGCACAAGCCCGCCUCGCCCGAUCGCGCGCCCGAUUCCAGCAGGGCCUGAACGACGCGCGAGAGGUGCACGCGGAUCUAGAGUGGACGUCCAAGAAAGUAUCCUCCCUAAAGAAGAAGGCCGAGAAGAAGCACUCCAAGGAGUACGAGAAGGCGCGCGAGCGAUACCCAUCGCCCGACUACUAAGCGUCCAACCAUGGUCUAGUUCGCGCGCUCUAAACACAUAUAUACCACAUACCCCAGUAUGUAUGUAUUUGA
This is a messenger RNA of Annulohypoxylon maeteangense, 1307 nucleotides long. RefSeq lists its product as uncharacterized. The transcript is spliced from 3 exons. Gene Ontology annotation, biological process: endosome organization; regulation of protein localization. Bases 648 to 1235 code for a protein of 195 amino acids. Gene Ontology annotation, cellular component: endosome; BLOC-1 complex. Lineage: Eukaryota; Fungi; Ascomycota; Sordariomycetes; Xylariales; Hypoxylaceae. The record is from RefSeq and is a predicted model, not a curated record.